Erpetoichthys calabaricus (reedfish) is the source of this 1804-nucleotide messenger RNA. RefSeq names its product probable G-protein coupled receptor 160. NCBI's taxonomy places the organism in Eukaryota, Metazoa, Chordata, Cladistia, Polypteriformes, Polypteridae. Bases 320 to 1423 code for a protein of 367 amino acids. The record is from RefSeq and is a predicted model, not a curated record. Gene Ontology annotation, cellular component: signaling receptor complex; plasma membrane. The transcript has 2 exons.
AUCCGUCUCCUGUAAAGUCAUUGCCGGGCGAGCUUUGGGGUUCCUCCACCAAGACUGCCUUGUUCCAUAACAACUAGCCGGGUAAGCGGCAGCCGUGUGGCCCUGCCCAGAAUGGGGCGGCUUCGACAGGUGUGACACACUGGCGAAAUAAAGGAACCUGAGCCACACCUGCAGAUUCAGUGUGGCCGGUCAAUCCUGCUGUGAAAGUGACGGAGCGGCGUGGGACAAGACGACGAGCGAGUCCAGGCCAAAACAAGUGUCUUACAGAGCAAGAGAUCUGCAGCACCUCAAAGCAGCGUACCCCCCUGACUAGUUCAACAUGUGCCUUGGUGACCACAAAGACUGGAAGAUGAUGGCAAUUCUGGAGACGGGUGCUUUGAUGGAGAAUCAGUUUGAGGACAACACUUCUCAUUUCCUGUCCAUCUUGAUCUUUAAGCUGUGCCUCAACUGCCUGAUUGUACUGGCGACUCACUGCAGCCUGAGGAAGUCCUUCAUUGGCUACUUCUGCCUGUCUUUGUUCUUUGCGGACUUUCUCUUGUUCUGUUCAGCGGGGUCCAUCUGGUUGCUCAAGAACCCAGGAGACACCCCUGGGUCACUGUGCUUUGUACUAUCCCACUUCUCCACAGUCUACAGCCUGCUUCCAGUCCCGGUGCUCAUCUUGGGGUUCCUCGAUCACUUUGUGAAUCUCUCUUCCAGUGCUUAUCCAGUGCCUUCUAAAAGAGCCGCCCUCUACUGCACCGAAAUGAUGCUUGUGUGGGCCUUUGCGGUGUUCUACACAAUUCAGAACAAUGACUCCAAAGUCCACGAGGCCACCCUCUCUAAUAACAAGUUGGCUCUACUCUGCCCAAUUCAUGGCUCCCAAACAUCAACAUUCUUCUGCCUGGCACUCAUUCUGCUGAUUGUCUGGGUGGGAGUCACCAGCUGGCAGCUGCUACCAACUUUAUGUAAAGCAAUCAGUAACAUGGAUUUGGAGGAAGAUCCUCAGCCCACUGUCCUACAGAGCGACUUGCCUUUCUUCCAUAAGUCACCUCCCGAGCAACAGAGAAGCCUGGCAGUGUCAAGCUUGGCACUAGCACAGGGCACUAGAAAGCAGCUCCUCUUGAGCAUCACUCUGGGAUUCAGCAUCAACUGGAUUACGUUCUUGCUGGUUAACUCCAUCAGCCUCCUGCUAGACCUCGCUAUUCCUUCUUACAUGAGUUUCAACCUUUUGUGGCUCUUGUGUGUUAACAGCUUCUUCAUUGCCAUCAUAUACUGGUACAAAUCAGACCACCUGGGCACCACCCACAGCUUUCCUGAUGACAUCUGUAGAUGGAGCUUCUACAAGCACGUAAGCAGAGAAAUUUUUCCAGCGUCUCAAAGCUCACCACCCCAUGGUAUCUACUCAGUAUAUGGUCAAGAACAAAAAGAGGGCUUGCUUGUGUGAGACCCCUGGCUGAAGUGUGACGAAGCAAAGGCCUCAUGUACGUGCAUAAGAUUUACUCUGGUGGUCAGGCAUGCAGAAGUCUCCUAUAGUACAAAAUUCUGCUCUACCUUUUUUUCCAGGACUACUGCAAGGGUGCUUUAGCUCAGCAUGUAUGUAUCUCCCACCAUGCUCAUCAUGUUUGCAGAAUGGCGAAUUCUGCUUUACAAUGGCGCAUGAUGAAGGGAAUGCUUAUGUCUGAACACAAGCAAGUGGAACAACACAAAAGCUCUAAAAGCAGCACACAUGCAAUGAGAAGCAAAACAAAAUGCAGCGAUGACCACCUGUAGCCAUAAACAAAACUGACUACAACUCCUAAUAGCCGUCAGCCAGCCAGUACGGACA